This is a messenger RNA of Anopheles marshallii, 1806 nucleotides long. RefSeq names its product cysteine protease ATG4C (gene Atg4b). NCBI's taxonomy places the organism in Eukaryota, Metazoa, Arthropoda, Insecta, Diptera, Culicidae. The coding region runs from base 1 to 1806 and encodes 601 amino acids. The record is from RefSeq and is a predicted model, not a curated record. Gene Ontology annotation, molecular function: protein-phosphatidylethanolamide deconjugating activity. The transcript has 4 exons.
AUGAACUACGACGUGCUGUUAAAUCGUACCGGAUUCAACAAGCUGACGAUAACACCGCAGCACUUCCGGAGCGUUUCCGAAGGUGAUUCGCGGCACCGUGACCAGCAGCAGAUUGCUGUUCAAGGGAACGAUGGAACGAAAACACCUGGAAGGAAAAUUUCACUGCCACCACAUGCACACCGCCAUGAAACCGUUUCCGCCUCGUGCAGUCCGAUGCGAGGUGGUCCCUCUUCGAACCAACCUGCAGGUGGUCCGGGUGAAGAGUUUAAGGGUAAGGUGGAGUCGAAACUGUUAACCAUGUGGAACAACAUGAAGUUCGGUUGGAGCUAUAAAAUGAAGACCAAUUUUUCGAAAGAGCAACCUUUGUGGCUGCUGGGUCGAUGCUAUCACCAGAAAGUUACACCCGGACCAUCAAUGGAAAGCUCGGUAGAGCUCGGCACGUCCGGCCCGGAUGGUCAGCUGAUGAUACUGCAGAACGUAUACUUGGCCGAAGGAUCCAACUCACCACCGGAGGAAACGGGUACCGACGCCAUUGAGGACAGCAGUCCGGAAGCGAUCAUAGAGGAGGAAGGAAUUGAAGCGUUCCGAAGGGAUUUUAUAUCGCGUAUUUGGAUGACGUACCGGCGAGAGUUUCAAACGAUGGACGAUUCGAACUAUACCUCCGAUUGUGGCUGGGGUUGCAUGAUACGAAGUGGACAAAUGCUGCUAGCGCAGGGUUUGGUGGCACAUUUUCUUGGCCGCAGUUGGCGCUGGGACGUGUCGAUGUUUACGGUAUACGAGGAGAGUAUACACAGGAAGGUGAUCCGUUGGUUCGGAGACACGUCUUCGAAGACGAGUCCCUUCUCCAUACACACGCUGGUGGCGUUGGGGAAGGAAUCGGGCAAAAAGCCUGGCGAUUGGUACGGCCCGGGAGCGGUAGCACAUUUGUUACGGCAGGCGGUACGUUUGGCAGCACAGGAAAUUACCGAUUUGGAUGGAGUAAACGUUUACGUUGCUCAGGAUUGCGCUGUUUACAUACAGGACAUUCUUGACGAGUGCACGGUUUCGGCACCACCGCCUGUAGCGCCUUGGCAACAAAAGUGUAUGGCGGGAAGUAGUAGAACCACAACAAACUCACCCAAUGUGGCUAAGAGCGGUAAUUCUCCCAGUGCAGAUGUUGAUGAUGAAGAGCAAUCCGCUCACUGGAAGUCAUUAAUUUUGCUUGUACCACUUCGGCUCGGUACUGAUAAGCUAAAUCCCAUUUAUAACGAAUGCCUUAAGGCGAUGCUAAGUUUGGACUACUGCAUCGGCAUUAUUGGCGGAAGACCGAAGCACUCGUUGUACUUUGUUGGAUAUCAAGAGGACAAACUAAUACAUCUUGAUCCGCACUACUGCCAAGAUAUGGUCGACGUGAAUCAGGAAAACUUUCCAGUCGCCUCGUUUCACUGUAAAUCACCGCGUAAGAUGAAGCUUAGCAAAAUGGAUCCUAGCUGUUGCAUUGGCUUUUACUGUGAAACGAAGAGGGACUUUUAUAAGUUUAUCGACAGCGUUAAACCGUUUUUAAUUCCCGUUCAUCAAAGCAAUCAAGAAACAGGAUUUGCGAACCCAUCCGGAUCAUCGACCAGUUCCGUCAGCUACCCGAUGUUUGUGUUUUGUCGUGGGAAAAGUAGCGAGCAGCGAGCCGAUCUGCCAGGACAACAGCCUCAACAUUCUCACCCGACGGCUUAUCGAUCACCUCCAACGGCUAUACCACAGCAAAUGGUCGCAGGAAACGAUGACGACGAUGACGAAGAAGAAGAUGAGGCGAUAGAGUUCGUCAUUCUAUAA